UUUUCUCUUGUCAUAGCUAUUUUGUUUAUAUCUUGAAUUAAAAUGGGCCGUCGAAAGUCAAAAAGGAAGCCUCCACCAAAGAAGAAAAAUAUUGAACCUUUGGAUCAGCAGUUCAAUUGCCCAUUUUGUAAUCAUGAAAAGUCAUGCGAAGUAAAAAUGGAUAAAAGUAGAAAUACUGCUAAAGUUACUUGCAGAGUUUGUCUCGAGGAUUUCCAGACGAGUAUCAACUUUCUGUCAGAGCCAAUAGAUGUGUAUAAUGAUUGGGUAGAUGCUUGUGAAACAGCGAACUAAUCCCGAACUUGUAAUUGUGUAGUCUUAUAAUUAUCUAAUGAUAUUUAACAUUUCAAGUCAGAAUAAAGUUUUUUCAAAAUUUUUAUUUAUAAUAUAAUAUAUAUAAAUAUAUAAUAUAUUUAA
Bactrocera neohumeralis is the source of this 414-nucleotide messenger RNA. Its product is annotated as transcription elongation factor 1 homolog. Gene Ontology annotation, cellular component: transcription elongation factor complex. Gene Ontology annotation, molecular function: RNA polymerase II complex binding. Gene Ontology annotation, biological process: transcription elongation by RNA polymerase II. The transcript has 2 exons. Lineage: Eukaryota; Metazoa; Arthropoda; Insecta; Diptera; Tephritidae. The coding region runs from base 43 to 291 and encodes 82 amino acids. The record is from RefSeq and is a predicted model, not a curated record.